CGCGUCGAGAUGCAUCUGGACCCUCGUCGACGUCGGCAUCGGCCACCCUCGCUCUCGCUCGCUCGCCCGCGAUCCCGCGACACUGCCGCCGGUAUCUUCCGCAUCUCGAGGAAGUCGCAUCGGAUGCGCCGCUUAAACGUGCGCGUUUAACAGCGCCGCUCGCGGAACAGGGUCAGUCGAUAAACUCCGAGCGAGCGUUUGUGCGCGUCCCGAGUGUACCCUCUCUGGAAGGGAAAACGAGCUACGGAGGCACGGAUGAAGUUGCCUUUUAAUCUGGAACAACGUUCCAAGUCUCCGAGACGAAUUGUUCUCGAUUCCGGAGCUUUUCGCUCGGUUGCAAAGAGAAAGAGGUGAUGAUUACGGAUAAAUUGAAUUGAAUCGCCCCGAGGACUCGCACGAUUCGCGUGGACGGUACCGUUUUUCAGUUACUGCUCUCGGGGUGGCCGAGAGAAAUGGCAGCGCGGCGGGUCCGAAUCCUCGCGACGUCUCGGAGCAAGACAUCGACUCGUUUUUGAGCCAAGUGGUAGAUGGGUGUAGUCGGGACUUGAAGUGUUUGAAUGACUUGCGCACGGCUCGGCGGGAAGGUGGUUGCGUUAACUCAAGUAUGCGGAUUUCACGGGCAUGUAUACCUCCUCGAUGAGGUGGGGCUGACUGUCUGGGCAUCAUCGUCGAAUCACCGGCGGCGCGGGCGUCCCAAAGUGCCGUGUAAAUCUUCCUGAAAAUUACAAAGUAAUCUCGCGGCGCGCUCGCGCGACGGCUCCGGGAUCGGGUCUCCCUGUGUGCGUAUGUUUACAUGUGUUGUACAUCACAUAAAGCGGGGUUUGACGGAACAACGCCGCCUCUACACUUGGCGGUUUUGAAUCGCGUGCGACUCGAAAGUAUGUAGCGAGGAAUAAGCUUGUGCUGCGGGACACUCCGUCGUGAAACUGUUAAUGGUGACUUUGGUAACGUGAUUGUGUCUCGUGAUUCUCCUUGCGAAGGGCGGAGGUCUUUCCUUAGGCGGCUCUGGCCACAAACCUGCUACGCUCCUCACGAACGUGGAACUGUCCAUCUGUCAGGAGCGUCUCUCUAACGUGAAAUCCCGUUUGGGACCUUGACGGGCUCUCGUUCCCGCGCUCUCGGUCGGUUUCAAGCUAUCCCGGUGCAUUCGUUCGAAGGUGGGCGGAUGCCGCUGUCCGUGCCAAGGACACGUAUCCUCGGGCGCGGGAUCCGAGAACAAUGAGUAUCUCAGAAUGGCCGUUUGGCUGCGCGAUGCCGGGAUGUCGUGGCGGGAAUACAAAACUCGAGUUGUCUCGUUCUACCCUUCGUUCGCGUCGUCAUCCUCGGUAUCGUCGCCGUCGUUUGCUUCGCUGAAACGCAUAAACGAAACCUAGCUGCAUCGCAAAUUUGCAUCCCGUGAGAAUAAAUUCACCAGGAGAGUGUCGAGUGAGACUCUCUUUUGUCCGUCUAUGACGAUUCGAGGGAACGAAAAAACGCAAAGAAGAGAAAAGAGGAUAAGGAGAGAUUGACGAAUCGAACAGGAUGAAUAAUUUUGAUUGGAACUUACUGCGACCGAAGAAGGAUCGUGGAGACUUCGCUUCCCUGGUCCGGAAUUUGCUCGGACCGAUUUAUGGCGACAAUGUUAUGGAUCUACUGAUAAGACAAGCACGGGAUAUCCUGGUUUGCGCUUAUCAUGGUAACUUGGAGAACUUUGUUCGGGCUUAUCUAUCACCUGCUGCAGCUUUAUUAGCGGAAGUCAAGAGUAUCGUCUCCGAAACGGGGAACGAGGCGGUGGUGCCGGAAGGUUGGCCCCUAACAUUAGGCGGCAGCGGUCUGAUCCUGCAUCUGGGUGAGCUCGAAGCGUCCGCGCUACGUCUCGGGGAAUGUUACCUCUGCGUACGCAGCGUGGCUGCUGCAACUGCAACUGCAACCACCUCGUCGGUCAACGGCGUUAAGACUGCCGGUAAAACCGCCGAGCAAAAUACCGUUGAGAUAGCAGUAGUCUGGCGAACCACGUCGAUGAGGGCUCCGGGGAUCUUAGGUUGGGAUCGUGAGGACGAGUUCAUGGACUGGCGGGAAUUGACCAACAAGGGUCAGCCGAGCUCGUCAGCAGGUACGACGAGCGCGAAUCUCGGCGGGGCGCAAUCCUCUGGCGUGAUGAAGGCCACCAGUCGUCCGCGCCGAAGAUCGCGCGAGGAUGCUCGUCCAAGGACACGCGAGACCAGCAGCGCUGAACAUCGUCGAGAGGAGGCCAGAUCCAUCGACAGGCUCGAGCACCAAUCUUGUCGUGAGAAUCGCACGAUCGGCAAAUCCGGUCACACCAACACGGUGAUGAAGUCCAAGUCCGCAUCCAGCGUCGACGCUUGGAAGGAGGAUCUCGACGGCGAACUCGAUCGAGGUUCGAGUCGCAGGGCGCAUUCCAAGAACUCCUCUAGUCCCACUGGCGACGAGAGUCGCGUCAAAGUGAAGCGGUGCGCCAACGUCGUCUCCUCUACAGUGAUGGAAAAGUGGAAGGAGAGCAGCAGGUGCGAGACGCGCAGCAGAUCGAUCGCGCCGAAAGAUCUGAAGAGCCCGUUGCAAUUUGAAGAAAGCAUUUUGUGGCAAAACAACGGCGCUAACGAUUCGCCGAAGGAUCUCGAGGACAGAUUACGGAACGUAGGUGGUCCAGGUGACGUCAGUGACGAAGAUCUGCCGGCGUACAUAGGCAGUCUGCUUGUCACCGUCGAGAGAAAAAUCGAGAGAGUCUCCCUCGACGAUAUGACGUUCCCUUGUCCAGCGUGUAGGAAUAUAGACACGGAUGAUCCGCUCUUAGGAUGCAGAUGCGCUGGCGAUGACGAGGAUAACUGCGACUGUCCUUCCUCUCUACUCGUCUCACGGAAAGAACAAUCUGCUAAGAGCUUCGAAGUGGCAGGAAUCAAGCAUAUCGAUAGUGACGACGAAGAGGAAGUUCGGAUGGGAUUUGGAACCAAAAAGCGAGUCGACGAAGUAGCAUUGCCGAGGACUAUUCACGACUUACCGGAGCGCGUUCUCACGUGUGGCCUGUCACUUCCCGGAUACAUAGACGUCGUCGGGAGACCGGUUAUCGAAUUCGAGGACAACGUAUCCACAAGGGAAGACCUCUCCGUUAGAGAGACAUCGUCUUUUCUGCUCUACCUCGCUCGUCUACCCAGCUCCGAUCGCACGAAAGAUGGCUUCACCAUCUUCAUACUCAGCGAUUCUAAGGAGAGUCUGGAGUUCAUGGACAAAAUGUUGGUUUUGCUGCAGGGCAGAAUCAACGUGGCCCAGACUCUCGUGCUUCGAAAUGCCGCAACAACGCAUGGACCGAUCGAUUCUCUCUUACCUCUUAGUAAUGUCCAGACCGUCGUCGUGAAUGACGCCACUCUCGCCAAGUAUAUUUCCAGGCGGGAAGAAAAUCACCAUCAGAUGCAAUGGAUCGCUUUUUACAAGGAGUACGACAGCCUCAUGACGGAGUGGCAAUCGGCUGGUCGCAGGUUGGCCCUCGAAAUGUCGGAGCUGAAGGAAUGCGCAAGCCUGUCUGGCACUUUGACGCCUCUCGGUCGGCUCCUCACGGACCCCACAUUGAGAAGAACGUCUAGAGAUGCCGAAGAAGCUAUCGCCGCGCUCGAGGAACGCGCGGCUCCGCUUUUGCACAUCGAGCACGUUAGAUUGUCGGUGAAACGAGCCCACAGAUUGGUGGAGGAGGUGGGUAAAGCCGCCACCAGAUUGGAGUCUUCGUUCGAGUCGCGACGCGCGACUAUUCGCAAUCUCGCGGUUCUACGGAGCAUCGAGGAUCAAGCCCACGAGAUACUAUCGUGGCUCUGUAAGAAAGGCGAGGACGUCCUGUCGAAGCACGCACAACAUAUAGCGACGAAUCUGACGUCAGCGCGGCUUCACGAGCGCGAAUUCGAGAAAUUUUAUUUCACGUCGAUGAGACACCUGGACAAAGGAAGCGACCUUGCUGAGGCGGCGAGCGCGAGCGGACUUCGCGAGCUCGCGAGAUCUUUGAAGCAGCAUCUGCGAGGAUUCGGGUCUCGCUUGGAGGACAGACGGGAGUAUUUGGAGGACACGUCGAGAUGCUGUCUCCUUCAGGAUCGCGCCUACGAGUGGGCGCAGGAGGCACGGCUAGCAAGCGAGAGAAGAUCACAACAAUUUUUGAUGGCGAGGCCACCUCUGCCACCCGAACAUUUCACCGAGAUGAUGGCUCUGGCGGAGAAGCUCGGCAACGAGGUCCUUUUGGAGCAAUGUCGUAUCGCGCGAAAUAAGUGCGCGGAAGCCCUUGAGAUCGCUAGGACUACAUCUGCCCCGGGAAGUCCAGCGAGAAGAAGAUCCUUCGCUGCUUCCGAAUCGACCUCUUGGGAUGAUACUUUAGCAAAAAGGACAUCCUGGGAUGAUAGCGACAGCAGCGCUUCUUACGCUUGUCCGAUGGAAAGCGUCGGAUCAGCUGGCAGCGGUGGUCGACCGGUGCUGGAUAAUAUCGCUGAACUUCGAGAGAGUGCUGAGCAACUUUUGGACUGCUCGCCACCGCGAACACCUCCGCGAAGCCCGGCUCCGAGAAGACUGGUUAAGCCACCGGUGAAUUCGCACCUUCACAGAUCAGCCAGCAUUGCGCCAGGAAUGAAGGCAAAAAAAACAAUACUGCUCAUUAUGAGGGAGAUGAUACAGACUGAACGAGACUACGUCAAGUCACUCGAGUACAUAAUAGAGAACUACAUCCCGGAACUCGUACGAGAGGAUAUUCCGCAGGCUCUUAGAGGACAAAGAAACGUAAUCUUCGGGAAUGUCGAGAAGAUAUACGAAUUUCACAGUCAACACUUUCUACGCGAAUUGGAGCAAUGCGAGCAAUCGCCUAUGCUCGUGGGGCAAUGUUUUCUCAGACACGAGAAAAAGUUUUACCUAUACGCUUUGUACAAUAAAAAUAAACCAAAUUCGGAUUCAUUGAUGGCGGAAUACGGCACAAACUUCUUCAAACAGAAGCAACUAGAAUUAGGGGAUAAAAUGGACUUGGCUAGCUAUUUAUUGAAACCAGUCCAACGAAUGGGAAAAUAUGCCUUGUUACUUCAGCAGCUAGUUAAAGCCGGCACAGAUUUAUCAGAACAACUGUCCGGUAAAGAAGAAAAGGAAGAGAAGGAGGAUAAUAUGAAACCCGUAGUCGAAGGUGAAGCGGAUUUAAGAGCUGCUGAACAAAUGGUGCGAUUUCAACUUCGACAUGGAAACGAUCUUUUGGCAAUGGAUUCGCUUCGCGAUUGUGACGUAAACGUAAAAGAGCAAGGAAGAUUAUUGCGGCAAAACGAGUUUUUAGUUUGGCAAGGAAAAGGCAAAAAGUGUUUACGACAAGUCUUUUUGUUCGAAGAUCUUAUACUUUUCAGUAAAGCAAGAAGGUUUCCUGACAGAAAGAACCUUGAUAUUUACAUCUAUAAACAUAGCAUUAAAACGACGGACAUUGGCUUGACCGCUGUUAUAGCGGAUUCACCCACAAAAUUCGAAAUUUGGUUCCGCAAGAGGAAACCGGGUGACACAUAUACGUUGCAAUGCGCGAGUGAAGACAUCAAGAAAGCCUGGACUGAGGAACUUAGCAACCUUUUAUGGAAACAGGCGCUUAGAAACAGAGAAGUGCGCCUGGCAGAGAUGUCGAGCAUGGGUAUUGGAAAUAAGCCGUGUUUAGAUAUAAGGCCUAGCGCAGAUCAGAUUAACGAUCGUUCUAUCAGUGUAGCUCAACUUUCGAAGACACCCAGAUUUAGAAACUCUAUAGCGGUGUCAAUGGCAGAGGACUCCAGUCGCUGUAGCAGAAGGCCGCACAGCGUAAUUUCCGUUAGCUCGUCUUCGAGCAGUGGUGGAAGUAGCGGCCCUCCUACUACACUUAAUCUUGGAUUAGAUACGAGUCCACGUCCGCAUCAUCGUAGUACCACACUGAACAGUCAGUGUAGUGUUGAAAGUGGUAUUAUUGCUGAUAUCUCAAUCGUGUCGGAUGACGGAGGUGACAGCACUGAGAGAAGUCCUUGGAAUUCAACCUUGGAGAGUCCUACAUCCUUACCUACGACCUCGACUCCUCUGCAGUCGCCAACCAGCGGAACGGCAGCAACGAUUACUCCCGUGUCUUCAACAGACACGAAUCUCACAUCUUAUGACCAAGACAUGUCUAUUAAUCUAUGAAUUUCUCUUUCUAUACAGAGAAUAUCGCGAAAACGCGAAUCUAUAAUUGAUUCACUUGCAAGUUUGUGUUACGAUUACAAAGAUGUAACACAUCGUCGCGGCAUAUUUAAUUAAGUAUUAUGAGGUAUAUCGUCACACGCAUACUGUCGAAUCAUCCAUCGUAUUCUUGUGAGCAAUUUAUAGUUUAAUGCGACAUGAAAAAAUAUAAAUCUGCAAUCCGAUAGGUCGCUGCAUUACGCUUAACACGUGUGCCCAGCUACGGAAUUUGUAAUCGUAUUACAUAUAAAUGUAGAUUCUCUUAUCUUAUAACUACAGAAAUGGUACUGAAUUUUAACAUUUAACUUUCAAGUGAAUCUGUCUCUGUAAAUUUAUCUUUUGAUACGCUUCGAAAUUCACAGAUCUAUGUGAUCAUAUAGCUAUUGAGCUAUUACUUAUGAAGCUCACUGAUAUCUGGUUUCUGAAGUAAUAGCAAUAUGUAUUUUCUUAUUCUGUCUUAUUUUAUCAACGUGCUCAAGACACGAUGCUAGAGAGAUAUGUUCUAUCAGAUGUACGAUUUUAUCGAAGUAUAUAUGGUACCAUAAAUGGUAUGCACUGGUCGCUAUUCUCAUUUACAUCGGCAUUCCUGAUACAGCGGUGGAAAAUUUUGUGAAUCUUCCCCGAUAACUUAUGACAAUUUUAUACACUUUUAUUUAUAUUAUAGUUGAUAAAUAUAAUACUUUAACUCCACAUUGUGUUCGCGUUUACUAUGUAUUAAGGAAAAUAUAUGGAUACUACGAAUCGUACAGAAGUUGGAGAAAAUAUAUAUUUUCCUUAAUCAUCACGCUAUCUCGAUGAUGAAUCUAACAAGUUUUGAUUGUGGAUUAUAUGUUCAGGAAUGUGUGUCAAAUCAAUGCGCACAUAUACAUACUAAUUUGUAAUAUAAUGUAAUAUCAAAAGUUUAUACAAUGUAGACAAGUAAUAUAACCAAUAGUCUAUAUAUUACUUACAGAUUAUAUAUAUAAAGUAUUAUAUAUUCUUUU
This is a messenger RNA of Camponotus floridanus (Florida carpenter ant), 7148 nucleotides long. Its product is annotated as puratrophin-1. Gene Ontology annotation, molecular function: guanyl-nucleotide exchange factor activity. NCBI's taxonomy places the organism in Eukaryota, Metazoa, Arthropoda, Insecta, Hymenoptera, Formicidae. The transcript has 22 exons. The record is from RefSeq and is a predicted model, not a curated record. Bases 1522 to 6129 code for a protein of 1535 amino acids.